AAUAUAAUUUAAAAGGAACUGUCGCAAAAGAUUCCACAUUUUACGCAUCAUUACGUGCGCCCAUUGCAUUGAAAAAUAGCCAAAUUACUAAAAAAGCCAUACAAGAUGAAGAUCUCACUUUUAAAAACAUGAGUAAUAACAACGAUACGCCUAUUGCUGACAAUGGACCUAUUUGCAAUUCUAUAAACGUAGAAGAUAUAAGCACAUGUGUUGAAGCUAUUGAAAAUUUUUUUAAUCGCAUUAUAGAGAAUGUAAAAAAUAAUAGUCAACUACUUGCAG
This is a messenger RNA of Scutellospora calospora, 279 nucleotides long. The record is from the annotation of a GenBank genome assembly. NCBI's taxonomy places the organism in Eukaryota, Fungi, Glomeromycota, Glomeromycetes, Diversisporales, Gigasporaceae.